Dermochelys coriacea (leatherback sea turtle) is the source of this 2956-nucleotide messenger RNA. It is a transcript of the gene CLN5, whose product is annotated as CLN5 intracellular trafficking protein. Gene Ontology annotation, cellular component: lysosome; lysosomal membrane. The record is from RefSeq and is a predicted model, not a curated record. Gene Ontology annotation, molecular function: hydrolase activity, acting on glycosyl bonds. Gene Ontology annotation, biological process: lysosome organization. NCBI's taxonomy places the organism in Eukaryota, Metazoa, Chordata, Testudines, Dermochelyidae. The coding region runs from base 295 to 1299 and encodes 334 amino acids. The transcript has 4 exons.
ACACCACCAGACUGGCCGCGGGCACGGGGCCACUCCCGCCGCAAGGGCAUCGCCGGCUGGCAGCCGCUACCGGUGCUCGGUCUGCUCCCUCCCCACCCCCUGGCUUGGUGCUGGAGACGAGCAGAGGGCGGCGGGAAGGCGAAAGCGAAAGGAAAAUGGAGGCGGUGUAAUCCCCCCGCCCUUGCCCGGGCUGAGUCACGGAGCCCAUGUGACGGGGCGGGCGCCAGUCCGCUGCCUCGUCCCCUCCCGGGGCAGCUUCAGGCGUCCGGAGCAGCGGCCAGGGCCUGGCGAGAGAUGAGGGCUGAUUGCUCCCGGGAGCUGCUGCUGCUGCUGCUCGUGGCUGGGGUGCCUGCCUCCUUGGCAGGAUCCCAGCCCCAGCAGCCGCGCAAGUGGCCUGUGCCUUACAGGCGUUUUGAUUACCGUCCAAAAACAGAUCCCUAUUGUCAAGCUCGUUACACUUUCUGUCCUACUGGCUGUCCCAUUCCAGUAAUGAAGGAUGAGGAUGUCAUUGAAGUCUAUCGAUUACAGGCUCCAGUAUGGGAAUUCAAAUAUGGGGAUCUGCUUGGACAUUUGAAUAUUAUGCAUGAUGCUGUUGGCUUCAAGAGCUCUCUAACUGGCAAAAACUACACAAUGGAAUGGUAUGAACUCUUCCAGCUUGGAAACUGCACAUUUCCGCAUCUCCGGCCUGACAAGGAUGCACCAUUCUGGUGUAAUCAGGGAGCUGCUUGCUUUUAUGAAGGAAUAGAUGAUGUACACUGGAAGGAAAAUGGGACCUUGGUUCUGGUGACUACUAUAUCAGGAACAAUGUUUAACCAAAUGGCAAAAUGGGUACAAUGUGACAACGAAACUGGCAUAUAUUAUGAGACCUGGACAGUUCAAGCAAGUCCUGACAAGCAUGCGGUAGUGUGGUUUGAAUCUUAUGAAUGCUCGAAAUUUAUAUUAAGAACAUACCAGAAGUUGGCCGAUUUAGGAGCUGUAUUUAAUAAGAUACAAACAAAUUACACCAGCAUUACUUUGUUUACUGGAGAACCCGUUUAUUUGGGGAAUGAAACAUCUAUUUUUGGACCUCUAGGAAACAAGACAGUGGCUGCAGCCAUAAGAGAUUUCUACUAUCUAUUCAAACCUCAUCAGUCUGUUGAAGAGUUCUUCUUGAAUGUCUUAAAAAUAGUAGAUAAGGUUGUCUUGAACCACCAGUUUUACCUCUUUUACAACUUAGAAUACUGGCUUUUACCUAUGAAGUCCCCUUACAUCAAAAUAACUUAUGAAGAGAUCCCUUUACCUAAUGAAGACUAUACAUAGGUUGGUUUGUAAUUAUUUCAUUAGUACCAAAAAUUCUUUCUGCAAGGUGUUCCUAAGGAUGUUGAUGUUAUAUUGUUAAGAUUACUGCAGAGAUGGCAGCUCCUUAUACUGUAUUUGUAGUGAGAAGGCUUUUUUGAAUGUAGGUUCUAUGUAUAUUCAUUGACUGUUCUGCCCUGCCUUGGAUGAAGAAAGAGUCCCCUUCUUGCUAGCUGCAUUACAGCCCCGGAAUUCUCAAGGGAUUUGGAUCUGUCAUUGGCCACGAUUGCCAAUCAUCUGCUUCUUCUUAAGGAGGGGAAUCUGCAGGAGCUGGUUACCAGCAGACAUGGGCUUGCUAGCUUGACUCCAUCAAAAAUAUACUUUAUACUCAUUGGAACAGUGUACGUUUCAUAUUUGAAAGGAUGGAACUGGGACCAGUUGUCCUGGAUCAUGAUGAAGUCAGCAGACACGGAAAUGGGUUGAGAGCUGUUAGUAGAUUACAGCUGUCAUGCUGUUGACUCCUUUGUUAGAAGGUGAUGUGCAAAAUCUGACUCUGGUUCUAGGGAGUUAGCAUCUGAACACUUUGCUGUUGUUGCUGCUGAGGUGGUGGGUAUUGAUGAGAGAGGAAUAAUCAUAUCUAAUUUGAGCUUGCAGUCUGUUUGUGUAGUGCUAGGAUUUUAUGGUUGUAUUUUGUAUAAUUUAGAAUGAAGGAUAAAGCGUGUAUUAAAUGUAUUGAUGUAUGAUAUCAUUUGACAAUAUUCUUCCAGCCACCCUUUCUGAAAGCAGAAAGGAAUGGCCUAGUGUGCCAUUGUUAAAGAUGCAUCAGCCAGAAUCUUGCGUCUGAAGCUGAUUUCAAGGCAGUAAUAGACCUUUAGGGUCACCACUUUGUUGUAGGUUUAAAAUUAGCAUUUUGAAAUAAGUAAAAUAAUGCAAUGAUUGUUUUCUGCUUCAUUACAAUUUGAUGUUCCUGUUCAAAUGUUCUGUGUAAAUCAUUCCUGUUUUGUGUGUGAAUGAGGAAAAGUGUGAAGGCCAUCACCGGACCACAUGUUCUAGGGAGGAACCAAGAAGAGAGGUAAAGAUGCCAGGAGAUUGCAACCUGUCCCUGUUGAGAUGUCAGAGGAGAGCAGAUUGACGACUAUAAAGAUGAAGCAGGUACCUAUCAGUCAGGACAAAAUAGCGGUGAUCAAAAUCGGCAUGGGGUAACUUCCUGAGAGACUGAUGAAGGAACAAGAUAAAGGAUGAGAAGAACCAUUUAAGAAAACAAGCACUCUUCAAAUGGCGAUUGAUUACAGCAUGAAAGUGCAAAAUUCAUUGGUCCCAAUGAAGAAAGAUCACUAUAUAAACAUGGUGCUUUGCCAUGAAACUUUGGGUUCGUCCUGCCAAGACUUCCCCGGAGGAUCGUGUUACAACCAACAGAACCUGGCUCCUCCCUACCUGUGAUCAGCCUAGCUGGCCACUAGGUUGAUCCGGACUCUGAACUCGUAUUAUAACAUUGACUUGUGUGUGUGAUUGAAUUCAUAUGCCAAUUGUUGCAUCUUCAAUAAAUGUGGCGUAUUGCAUUUUCCCCUGAAAAAGAUCCUGUGUUUCUUAUAAGCAUAACAUUUGGAACAAGUGACUGGUUACAGAAGCAACAUCAAAACUUGUAAAUUGUUAAUAAAUAUUAAAAUAUUUGGUCUAAUAA